Phalacrocorax carbo (great cormorant) is the source of this 1639-nucleotide messenger RNA. Lineage: Eukaryota; Metazoa; Chordata; Aves; Suliformes; Phalacrocoracidae. The record is from RefSeq and is a predicted model, not a curated record.
UCUACGUAGCCCCACCUCCCCAUGUGUGGCUACAUCCGGGCCUCUAAGAGGAGGGCGUUUCCCGCUCAUUCUGCAGGCGUUGUGUGACAGGAGAGGCGCGGCCCAGGGAGUCUGUGGUGGGCCAUGAAGUGUGUUAUUGCGGGGGCUCAUCUCAGAGUGUUUGGAAGAGCAAUACAUGCUAUAGCACGUAUUAGUGAUGAAUUUUGUUUUGACCCCAUAGAAAAAGGUCUUGCCUUAAGGUCAGUGAAUUCUUCAAGGUCAGCAUAUGCAUAUGUCUUCUUCUCAUCUAUGUUUUUUCACCAAUACUGCUGGGCAGCUGUGUCUCAACCAUGUCAGAAGGAAAAACAGUUAUCCCUCCCAUGCAAAUUGAUAAUUAAGUCAGUUCUUCCUGUAUUUAGAUGUGUAAAUGUGCUUGAAAGGAAUGUUGAGAAAUGCAGCAUUUAUACAAAUACUAAUGACCAUCACAUAACUUUUCAGCUCCUCUGCAGACAUGGUGUUGUUAAAACAUAUAAUCUGACCUUUCAAGAAUGUGAUCCAUUGCAGGCUGUUUUUGCAAAGCAUAUGUGUCCAAAUGUACUUAAAGUCCACUCCAGGCUGCUGGCUGAUGUAAUGAUUCACUUUCCGACCAGUCAAGAAGAAGUAACCUUAUCAGUUACUCCAAUGAAAGUUUGUUUCAAGAGUUACGCUGAGGAAGACUCUGAUUUUUCAAAGACGAUGCUUACUGAAAUACAACUAAAUCCAGAUGAGUUUGACUACUUUCAAGUUGGAGUAGAUUCUGAAGUGACGUUUUGCCUUAAAGAAUUGAGGGGACUGCUAGUGUUGUCAGAAGCGACCAGUGUUCCCGUCUCAAUCCAUUUUGACGUUCCUGGAAAACCAGUUGCUUUCAGCAUUGAAGAUGUGGUGCUGGAAGCCAGCUUUAUUUUGGCUACCUUGUCUGACGUGGAAAAGGAGCCAGCUUCCCAGCAGCCUCCCUGCUUGUCACAGCAGCAGGAAAGCUCGAAGAGAUGUGUGGGUAAAUCUGAAGAAGCCUCCAUGGAUAAAGAGAGCAACGCAGAAGCCGUUGCUUCCAAAAAGCUACAGUGGAACAGAAACACACCGACCACAGAGUCAGUGAACCCUGCAAGUCCUUUGGCACAACAAGCGAUCAGAAGUAUUCCCAGCGUCUCAAAGAGGGAGAGGCCGGGCACAGGAGGAACGGCUGGGGCCGAGGACCACACGGUGCUGGAAGGGGAGGCGGCUGAGUCACACUGUCAGAAGGUGAGGGGGCUCCCAGGCGUAGUUACGGUGCAGUGCCGCCGCCGGCGUCGGGCUGACCGCUGCCUGUCCUCAGGGGCGCUACACGGUGGUGCCAGGUGCUCCGCGUGGCGUUUCAGCGGAACCGGCUCUCACAGCAGCACAGCUGGCAGAACCCACCACUGCCACGGGUAACUGUGAUGCUGGAACUGCUCACGGGUGGCAGGUGUUUCACUAGGAAACACCUUAGACUGAUAAAGAGUUUAAAGUGUACUUUUAAAGUGGCAAAAGCUUCAGAAAUAACAAACCCCCCAAUUCUGUAUCACAUGCUGUUUCUUACUUCUGUAACUACUGUAUUUUCCAGUUUCAUUCCUUCUUUUUUGGAGCAGUUUCCUGUAAGGAGAAG